CUGUCUGUCAGCUGCGACAGUUAGUCUUGGUUUGAACUCACUCCGUGCGGGAGGAGCACAUCAGGCAAUGCCUUUAAGAACAGCACCACAUGACAAAGUGUCAAAUUUACUUAAGAGCGGAUUCCUUUCUGUGGAGUGGAACUGAAUAUAUGAAAAGGAUCUUUUUGCUUCAAUGUGUGUGACAGAGGAGUCUGGUGUUUUCCAUUGUCAAACACUUACCAGAUGACCAUCCUUGUGUCAACCCUGAUUCAGAGCAAAGCUAAGGUAGUUGCAGGUAAAGUGUCUGUGUGUCCUUAUGUUCCUGAGCUUCCCUCUGACUAUGGCUGAGGUCCCUGGUCCAUGCAGACACUCCAUCACGAGGGAGCACCUGCUGACAGUCAGGCAUCUGAUGGACAACCAGCUGAGGAGUGGGUGCUCGAUAACCUACACAUUCAUAGAACGGAGAACUUUGAGCAAAUGUUGCUUUGUAAAAGCUGCUUUACCCUGGAUCCUGGAGCUCCUCACAACUCACUUCAAAUACAGCAGGGGUUCAGUCAAUGAUGGCUACGUUCAGACCCUGAGAGCGCUCAUCCUCAACAUCUAUUCUCAGAAAUGUGUGCCUCAGAUCAAUGAGGAGGUUGAGGACAAGCCAGAGAGUUUUGAGAUGCUCUACCAAGGGUCAACUUCAGAGGCACUGCAGAGGGCUUCAGAGGUUCUGUCUGUGUACUGGGAGCUGAUGACGACGAGCGAUGCACCAGUGGACUGGAGAUGCCAGCAGGAAUACACAGAAACCUUUGGCUCUACCACAGACCUAUACACAGAAUCAACCACACAAUAUUUCACAGACAGUUAUGGUAGGAACUCAGUGAGGGCCUCGCAGAGAAGACCAGUCAGAGACCUGUACAAGCUUGGCUUCAUCAUCGUCUCCAUCUGCGGAGGACUGCUGUUCAUACUCACUCUCUACUGUCUCGUCACACAAAUGAAGCGUCGGACCUCCCGCCUCCCACUCCCGUCUCAAACACGGAGGUCUCCCUCUCCGCAGCUGAGCACCCACGGCGCACGCCCGGCCUGUUAAAUAGCCCGUAACAACUGUGUGACACAAACUCAGUGCUUUGGUCAUUGAAUAAUGUCGGGCUCGGUUCGGGUUCAGACAGAAAUAUGCUGCCCGUGCCGCACUCUAACACACACACACAAACACACGGAAAACCAGACAUUAUCAUCAGUUUAUAAAAGACCCCCCGGACGCCCCGGACGGGACGUGAAAAGUGGACAUGUCCGGGCAAAAGAGGACGUUUGGUCAGCCUAUUUUAACACACUCAAGCUGGAUUUAUAUUUCCGUGUCGAAUCGUUGCUGUACCUGUGCCGUAGCUUGACGUUCACCUCCUGUUUAUUUCUGUAAGCUGAAAACAUUUCCCUCAGUGGAAGCUAAGCUUGUAUUUACUUUUAUUUCACAGAUAAGAAACAAUAAAUUGUGAAGACAAUAAAGCUUCCACAAAAUAGAAUUGUAUGUCUUGUGUGUGAUUUAUCCUGGCUUCGUAUGAGUAGAGGAAAUCUCUGCUAGUCUGAGGCAAACAAUUUUACAAUGUAAAAUGCCAUAGGCUUGUGCUAAUAGUAUUAGCAUGUUGCAUUUGUUUAAAAAAUGUGUUUCGUAUAAGACACGAGUUUUGUCUGUGAACCUUGUGAGCUGUAAUGGAGCCGAAUUUUGUGACGUUACCUUUGUUAAAUGUUGCUGUUGUCCCUGGCUUCAUGUGAGCAGAGGAUAUCUUCCCUUGUCGCUAGGUUAAUGUAUACAGUGUAAAAUGCCAUAGGCUUGUGCUAAUAGCGUUAGCAUGUUGUAUUUGUUUGGAAAACGUGUUUAGUAAGACAGAUGUUUUGUCGGUGAACCUUGUGAGUUGUAAUGGAGCCAAAUUUUGUAACAUUACCUUUGUUAAAUGUUGCUGUUGUCCCUGGUUUCAUAUGAGCAGAGGAUAUCUUCGCUUGUCUCUAGGCUAAUUUAUACUGCUUUGUCUAUGAACGCUGCAAGUUAUAGUGAAGCCGAUGUGUAUGCUUGUGUUUGAAAUGGCUAUUAAGCCAUGUUUAAUGUGUGUUUUGAAUCAGCUAACCUUUACAGCAAUUCACAGAAACCCUGCAGCUGACUAGUGUUUUGGAGGUGUAACUGUAGAAUGACAGAUAUAACCACCACACAAGUGUAACAGCUCACAACCAUGUAGGCUACGGUGUAGGGUCUGCAUAGAGCUGACGCACAAGUAUAACUCUGCUUUUACACGCACACAGAGAUGUUACUAGAACUCAAGAGCACAGAACUGUAAACUCAUUUGUACAGAACUCUUUAUUUCCAUUGUCCGUCAUUAUACAUCCAUUGCUUUCCUUCAGUUGAGGUUUGACUGGCGCUCUUUGAAUUAUGUCAUUUUGUUGCGCCAUCUUCUGCAGAGGCCCCUGACUGGAGAAUUAAUGCCACCUACUGUUUAUUGCUUCAUACUCCCAUUAGCAUGACAGUAGUGGACGGAAAAGGACAUAAAUUUGCAUUUUGGUCUGCCGACUUUCUGAAAAUGUGGUUAAAAUUGACGUUACAUUUGGAUGGAAUCAAACAUUUUAGCUUUAGUUGGGUGUUUUUCAACAUAUUGAUCGGGGAAACACAAAACAUUUGAAAAAAAAAAUAUAUACUGAGAAUGUAAAAUCCUUUGAAAGGUCCCCUUAAUGUGUUAUAAUCAGAGGAUAUUGUGCAGAGAAACGUAGGACUCUGGGAACAUGGUGAACACUGCAGACACCUCAAUCCUUUUAUACCCUAUUAAAAACAUGAAAAAUACAAAAAGGUGUACAUAGAGCUUAAGAGCGCAAUAAAGUUUAAGCCCUGAAACAGUACCAGCUGCACUUUAUCCCCAGUGAUGACUAAUGAAGAGAAUGCCAAUAAGCCUGCUAGUACAUGAAGCGUGUGUUUAGAUGAAAAGGAUUAAACAAGAAUCUUUUUCUUAAAUUACAACCUGGCUUUCGUUUGGGGUUUAAAGAUGACUAUGCAGUUUGUGGUAUAUUUCUUCACAGCCCAGUUGCCAGAAGAAAAUGUUGGCACUGUCCAUUUCUGUAAACUGCAAAUAUGUUACAUUUGCACAUUUCAUACAUGUUAUAUGAACAUUUCUAAAGUGACAUUAAAUAUAAGCUGACUCUCUCAGUGGGAGACGGAGGGGGUGCCAGAAUGUUGAAUGCCAACUUUUUGCCAAUUGAAUUGUUGUUUAACAUUUUAAUGGGUAGGACGCAACUCCUUACACACUAACAAGUUGUAAAAAAAAAAAUAAAAAUAAAAAUGAAAAGACAAUAAUCAACCAAUUAUAUGGCUCAAAAAGCUUUGGACAGAAUCCUUUCCUUAUAAUUUCUCAUUCAUGACAACAUAGGGGUAAAAAUUCAAUUACAGUAGCCUCGCUCUGUUUUAAUUAUUAUUAUUAUUAUUAUUUACUUUACAUUAUGAUCUUUUACCUCGUGGUAAUCCAUCUGCUUCUGGCUGCCUGACGCUGAUGCUGCGUGCAGUUUGAAAUCAUGACAGGAAAAAAAAAAGUCAUCUCCUGUCAAUGAAAAAUGUCGUCUCCUCCCACAAAGAAAGCAAGCCACAAAAUGCAGCAGUGAUACUCAGUGUUACAAGGCUACUUUGUGUAGUCAGCUCAGACAGUGAGGAAUGAGAGAAAACAAAUGCCCACGGGGGAAAGCACCCGUGGUUGAAGCCGCCCUGUCA
This is a messenger RNA of Epinephelus fuscoguttatus (brown-marbled grouper), 3700 nucleotides long. It is a transcript of the gene csf1b, whose product is annotated as colony stimulating factor 1b (macrophage). The record is from RefSeq and is a predicted model, not a curated record. Lineage: Eukaryota; Metazoa; Chordata; Actinopteri; Perciformes; Serranidae. The coding region runs from base 296 to 1054 and encodes 252 amino acids. Gene Ontology annotation, molecular function: growth factor activity; cytokine activity. Gene Ontology annotation, cellular component: membrane. The transcript is spliced from 7 exons.